Molecule: messenger RNA, 862 nt
Organism: Panicum hallii
Lineage: Eukaryota; Viridiplantae; Streptophyta; Magnoliopsida; Poales; Poaceae
Product: RING-H2 finger protein ATL74-like
Exons: 1
Coding region: 103-573 (156 amino acids)
Source: RefSeq, a predicted model, not a curated record
CCAGCACACGCGUCGCGGUUUCUCGACGCGAGCUAGGUUUGUUUAUUAACCACCCGCGCGCAGCUAGGAAGGCGCCCUCGAUCGAGCUCUGAACCCCCUGGAAUGGAGCCUUCGUCGUCGUCGUCCUCGUCGUUGCUGGACAGGGACCUCAGGUUCGACCUGUACGCCGCGCUAGCGGCGCUCGGCCUGAGCGCCUUCCUCGUUGUAUGCUUCUGGCGGCUGUACAGGCUCACGGUGUCCGCGCGGCCGCAGGACAUGCUGCCCAUCGCCGGGGGCAAGGCGGCGGCGGCGGCGCUCAGGCAGAAGGACCUCGCGGCGCUGCCGGUGUUCGUGCAUGGCGGCGGCGGCGCGGCGGUCGUCGAGUGCACGGUGUGCCUCGCGGAGAUGAAGGACGGGGAGCGGGGCCGGCUGCUCCCCGUGUGCGGCCACCGGUUCCACGUCGAGUGCAUCGACCAGUGGUUCAGGGCCAACUCCACGUGCCCGGUCUGCCGCGCCGCGGCCGUCGGCCAGCCGGACGCGGUGCCGGCGUGCAAGGCUGGCUCGUCGCAGGUGAUGGUUGCGGUGCAAAGCUGAGUACUGAGCCUGCGAGAGCAGUGUAGCAUGGGCAGAUCAAUACACACGCGUUGGUUGAAAUUUUCACAUCAUACUAUUUUUCUCCUCACCUUUUCCUUGGUCACUUCGACUUGGAAAAGAUUAUGCAUGCGUGGUUACUAUCUCCAAUUCCAUUGGAGUACGUUAUGUUACGAUCCUAUUGUCUUUUUCUGUAUGUACAUGUGGUGUUAUGCCAUGCUAGAAACAUUACCCAUUGUUGUCGAUUAUGACACAUGAGUUUAUGACCAUGCAGAUUUAUGGUGAAAUAUAU